This is a messenger RNA of Hirundo rustica (Barn swallow), 5743 nucleotides long. It is a transcript of the gene ACOX3, whose product is annotated as acyl-CoA oxidase 3, pristanoyl. Gene Ontology annotation, molecular function: FAD binding; fatty acid binding; pristanoyl-CoA oxidase activity. The record is from RefSeq and is a predicted model, not a curated record. Lineage: Eukaryota; Metazoa; Chordata; Aves; Passeriformes; Hirundinidae. The transcript has 18 exons. Gene Ontology annotation, cellular component: peroxisome. Gene Ontology annotation, biological process: lipid homeostasis; fatty acid beta-oxidation using acyl-CoA oxidase. Bases 139 to 2403 code for a protein of 754 amino acids.
GCCGAGGUCCCGCACGGCCGCCGUCCCCACCGGCCCCAUCCAGCGCCUGCUGCCGCCGCUCCAGGAGGCGGAGCGCGUCGCAGGCUGCUCCCGUCAGUUCCCGAGGCGGAGACGGCGGCGGCCGCAGUUUAGCUAAAAAUGGCAUCCGCACUGAAUCAGAAAGAAAUGACUGGUGACCACAAUUCAUGGGAUAGUUUGCUACCAGAUUUCCCUAAAGGCCCGCUUUCCAGAUAUCGUGAGAAAGCCUCCUUCAACUGGAAGGAGAUGGCAGUGUUCAUAGAUGGUGAAGAUACCAUCCAGUUGAAGAAUAGACUCUUCUCUGCUCUGGAAAAUGAUCCUCUCUUUGCACAUCAUCCUGGAGAAGAUUUGUGCCAUGAGAAAUAUCGGGAGCUGACAUUCCUGCGCUGUAAAAGAUUCUUUGAGUAUGAGUUUCUUACUCAGCAAGAGAUUCUGGAGAACCCAUUAAGAUCCUUUAACAUGGUGCUCUGUUUAGGAAUGUACGAUUGGUCUCCAUGUCUUCAGUUUGUCUUACAUUCCGGUGUAUUUGCAGGUCCAAUUAUGAGUGCUUCUAAGAGAUUUGCACACAUUUUGAAACAAACUUAUAGCAUGGAGAUAUUUGGAUGUUUUGCUCUGACUGAACUCAGCCACGGAACUAACACCAAAGGCAUACGGACUACAGCCGCAUUUGAUCCCAGCACUCAGGAAUUUGUCAUCAAUACACCUGACUUUGAAGCUGCAAAGUUCUGGGUUGGUAAUAUGGGGAAACAUGCCACUCAUGCGGUUUUGUUUGCCCAGCUCUAUACUCCUGAUGGAAAGUGCCAAGGAAUACAUUCCUUUCUUGUACAGAUUCGAGAUACAAAAACUCUCCUACCAAUGCCAGGUGUGAUGGUAGGUGACGUAGGAAAGAAACUUGGGCAGAAUGGGUUGGAUAAUGGAUUUGCCAUGUUCCACAAUGUCAGGAUACCAAAAGAAAACAUACUAAAUAUAGCUGGAGAUGUCACAGCUGAGGGGAAGUACUCAAGUUCUGUCAAGGAUGUUAAAGAACGUUUCAGUGCAGCUCUGGGAUCCUUGUCCUCUGGCAGAAUUAUGAUCACAGGAUUUUCCGUGACCAAUUUAAAGCUUGCCUUGGCAAUAGCCAUUCGCUUCUCAGCAGCUCGCCGUCAGUUUGGACCAACUGAGGAUGAAGAAAUACCUGUCCUUGAGUAUCAAACACAGCAAUGGCGUCUUUUACCUUAUCUGGCUGCUGCGUAUGUCUUAGAUUAUUUCUCAAAGUCCCUGUUUGAGAACUUUGUUGAGUUUUUUCUGGGUGUGUUGACAAAGCAAAAGAGUCAGAGACAGGCUGAUUUGGGACGUGAGAUUCAUGCUUUAUCUGCUGCCAGCAAACCGCUGGCAUCUUGGACUGCUCAGCAGGCAGCCCAGGAGUGCCGAGAAGCUUGUGGAGGACACGGUUACCUUGCCAUGAAUCGUCUGGGUGAAAUCCGAAAUGACAAUGAUCCGAACUGCACGUAUGAGGGAGAUAACAAUGUACUGCUUCAGCAAACCAGCAACUACUUAAUGAGCUGGAUGAAUUGCAUAAGAGAUAAAGCUCCUUUUGAAUCCCCUUUGGGAACAAUAAACUUUUUGCAAGACUACCAUCAUAUCCUUGGCUGGAAGUUCACAGCCAUUAGUGCUAAAGAUUGCAUGGACUCCGCAGUUCCUUUAGCAGCUUAUAAAUGGCUGGUUUGCUACCUGCUCCGAGAAAGUGACCUAAAAAUGAAUAAGGCGAAGCGGGCUGGACUAAGUGAUUUUGAGGCAAAAAACAACUGUCAGGCGUACUACUGUCGGUCUCUGGCGAUUGCUUUCAUUGAGCAAACAGCCUUACAGCGCUACCACGACUACACUCACAAUCCCAGCGUCCCGGCGGCUCUGCAGCCAGUGCUGAGGAAUCUCAGCGCUCUCUAUGGGCUCUGGUCCUUGAGUAAACACCUGGCUGUGCUCUACCAAGGUGGCUAUGCUUCAGGUCAACAACCUGGGAAAUUUAUUCAGGAUGCUAUUCUGGAGCUCUGCAACAGGUUGAAAGAUGAUGCAGUUGCCCUGGUUGAUGUCUUUGCUCCUUCUGACUUCAUUCUCAAUUCUCCCAUUGGUAAAGCAAAUGGAGAGAAAUAUUGGGGAACUCAACUUUCCUCCAAUUCAGCUUGCUCAUGCAUGGAAGCUGCGAGGUACAUGCUGAAGCUUAGACACUACCUCACCUCAGCCUCAUCCAAGGAAAUUCAUAAAGAACACUUCAUAUUACUGACAAAGGUAUUUGGGACGGUUGGAAAGUGCUUCACAAGUUUUUUCCAUUCCAAUUCUUCAUUUUGGGCAGUCCUUACCAGACCUUGCUCUAGGUUUUGGCUCUUCUCUACCCAAAGCUGGCUAGAAUAAUUUCAGUUAUAAAACAUUUGCCAAACAUUCCUCUAUUCUUCAGCCUCUUUUCACCACAUUACCCCAGAUUUCUAAUUUGCCUAGUAGCACUUUCCCCCCUUCCUACCUUAUCAGUUUCUCUCCUUGAUUGUCAUUAUCUCGUGGGAAUCUCUACAAAUAUUUAAAACUAUUUCAUAUCCCUAACUCCUACUUCAGAACUCAGAAGUUAAUACAUAAUGCUGCUCUCUCCCUGGUAACACUUGAGUGGGUACCCAACAGCUGCUCCACAGGGAGAUAUUCAUAUCUCAGCCAUUGGAAUCUUUCUUCAGAAGCUCUCAUUUCCCAUGGAGUCAGCGCAGAAUGCUGUUGUUUCUAACUUUGGUACAGGUACUAGACAUAGGGAAUAUCCUUAAUAAAUGACAGAGGCUUUAGAAGAGUUCAUGUAGGAAACAAUUUUCUUCUAGGAGAGCAGAAACCUCUCUUUUAUGGUUCUGUGUUCCACCUAAGUUUUUUGAAGAAAUAGGAAGAGUGAUGGUUUGCAGGGCAUAAAAAACACUGCUGUUGAUCUGUGUUAUUGGUCCUUUUGAUAUUCUGCUCCCCUCCCUCUGCCCUUACCCAGUGCUGUGUGAUGAGCAGGUGUUGGUCACAGCCUGGGCACGAUCCUGAACCCACAUCUCACUCAUGCCCUGAAGCUGGCCUUGCAUGUUUAAUCCCUAAUGGUGGCCAGGUGGUUACUGAGCAUUUUGAAGACUACUGACCCUAAUGAUUUCCAAACCAAUGUUUAUGCAAAUGGGAGGCACAGGAUGUUUAAUGUCUGUCUGCUACACUUCUAGCACCAGAAACCAUGCAAUCCUCUAUCAUUAUUUAACAGCUCAUUUGAGAAUAGCAGGGUGAUUCCCCUUUCAGCAGCAGUGGCCCAGAAAAUGCAAGAUUACAUGAUUUCAGUCACCUCUUGACAGCUUACAAGAAAGUAAGUUUAAAAGGUCUUUGUGGGGCUGGAAAUUUCUGAUUGCAGAAGCCCAAUCUUAAAUGAAAUACCAUAAAACACUAGUAGGGAAUAAAAGACAUUCUUUUAGAGUUACAGAAAAAUGCAUAUUGCAGGUAAUUUCUCAGUAAAAGUGCCUACUAGGAAUCUUCAAGUUUGUCUGCAAAUGUAAUAAAGUCCAGGAGAGGAAGCAGUGUUGGAGAUAAAUGAUGCAGAAGGAUCUCUACAGUAGCAAUGAAAAAAACCCACCAUUUGAAAAUAUAUGAUCUUACUCCACCUGAUUUUUAAUAGUAAUGGGAAAGAAUUAAGAAGAAUAAAUUUCAAAGUGCAAAUUCAAAUGUACAUAUGUUGUAGUAGAUUUAAUUAGCCCUCAUAAAGACUCGAAGGGAACAGUUGCAAAUGGUAGAUCAGACCAGAACUUUAUCAAAAAGGAAAAAAACCAAAUUUGGAUAUAAAAACAUCACCUGAAAAUAACAGAUCCAUGGUCCAGACAUUCUGAAUUUUCCUGUAAUAUUCAAAGCAUAAGACAAGAAAAUGUAUUAAAAUGUCAUUCAGUCUGAGAGAAAAAAUUUGGAUGGAUGCACUGGUUUAACAUAAUAGACCUCCAGAUAUGAGUGAGGCUGUCAGAAUAAGUUUUCCUGAGUAAUUCAUUCACAGAGAAGAAAAAUUCAGAGAUAAAGUAAUUAGGAAUACCUGCACCAAAUCGGAGAGAUGAGUGGAAUCAGAUGUUUCAAUUACUGACAUGGCUGUAUUUCACACGGGCUUUAUCACUCAGUUUACUAUCAAUAAGAAAAUGAAACUAUUAAGGACAGUAUAGAAUUAACCCUGAUUAAAGAAAUCCAACAGCUUUAAAUCCAAUUCAGCUAAGGCUUAACACUGAAAAGCAUCACACUGUUAAUUUCUAACCCAGUUGUUCAGUUAGAGCCUGAACUGCAAUGUUUGAAAAUUAACAUACUCCCAUAGGAACGCAGAAUUUCAAAAUAUAGUGCUGUUGCAUGUCUUUUUCCACUUGAUCUACCUGAUAUAAAAUGAGUAGAAUAAGGGCAGAUUGUAAAUGAGUCCAAAUUUUAAAAAUCUGGAUAUGUUAUUAAGGGCAGACAAUAAGCAGUAGUAAGCACAUGGGGAAAAUUCUACACUUCGAGCCAUGAUUUUUCUUUCAAGGAACAUUUUUGCAGCUCUGCUCUUUAUAUAAACUGAGACUCCUCAGGUUCCAUCUGCCCCUUUGACAAUUCUCUGAGGAUGCAGCCUGCAAACCAGCUAAGUACCAAAGCCCUCAAAUAUACAUACCAGUCCUUCAAACCCUUUGAAAGCAAAGCGUCUUUCAGCUUUUCCUUGACAAGAUCUAGUGGGACAGACACACCAACUGCUCAGACCCUAAAAAGGGCUUUUUGAAGCAAAACAUAUGAGUACAGUGAAUAUUCAAAAUGAGACUACAGCGCGUACAGACUGCCUGAAAAUUAAGCAUAAAUCAGAGCUGAGACACCUAUAGUGGUAUUUGUAUUAUAUAGGCAGUAUUAGCAACUGGCAGCAUCUUGGUUUAAACAAUCAAUCAGCCACCUCUUUGACUUGGCUCACUAUCAGGUGACCUAGUUAGAGAAAAUAAGUUCAUUAAUAAGAUGUGUACAAUUAAAACCAAUUCAUGGCAGAUUUUGCCACACAAUAGAUAACUUGCAUAUCUGCAAAUGGCAUAUGUCAUUCCUUGACAGUUUCAGUCAAUUAUAUACUCCCUUUUGAUAAAAAUAAGAUCAGAUUUUUAAAGCUUUAUCUCUAGAAACAUUCUGCUUUCCAGUGGUUUGGUUUGUGACGGGAACAGAAAUCUGCUUUCCACUGAAGAAGAAGGCAGGUGGGGUGGCAGUACAUAUCUGGGACUCUAGAAAAAGGCAGCUCUUGCCUUGUCAGUAUUGCAGUUGCCCUCCAUUUUUACAUUCUUCCUCCAUAAUAAGGCUGAAAGCCACUGAGAAGAUUUUUCCCGGGCUGCAUGCUCUAUCUGUGCUAUGGAAUAUAUACAAUCACUAGAGCAGAAAGAUUGGACACAGUUCUCAUGCUGAUACUAAUGAGGUUCCUGGUAUAAUUUCCAUACCCCCUCUAAGCUGAUGCUAUAAAUAACAAUCAAUGCAACCUUAAAUGGCUAAGUCUUGAUAAAGUUUCUGAUGGUGCCAAAAUAUCCUAUUUCUCUGCUUGCCAGCUGCUUUCAAUAAAGUGCCUUCCAUCUUAUGGAGCUAUGUUUGCAUUACCCUCCUCCCCCUGAGCUGCUUACAGUGAUGCUUACAGUUGGGUCAAACUUUUUCCCCCAUCUUGCCCUUUUGCCUCUGUAUAAAAAGUAGGCUCAUUAUUCUCUGGAGCCACCCACAAAGAAUAAAGGACAUGUAUAUACCA